This is a messenger RNA of Hypanus sabinus (Atlantic stingray), 7952 nucleotides long. RefSeq names its product coiled-coil domain-containing protein 85C-like. The record is from RefSeq and is a predicted model, not a curated record. NCBI's taxonomy places the organism in Eukaryota, Metazoa, Chordata, Chondrichthyes, Myliobatiformes, Dasyatidae. Gene Ontology annotation, cellular component: apical junction complex. Bases 677 to 1858 code for a protein of 393 amino acids. The transcript is spliced from 6 exons.
UCAAAUUCAGUGCCGGGGAGGAGGGUGAGAGAGGCUGAAGUUCUUUGUUGCGAGUAUCGAUUUCAGGAAACUAGUUGCACUUUGCUGUUGCCUUGGCGCUGCCCUUGGAGAGCAGAGACCGCCGGCCGUGUCGCCCGAGGCUUGGGGACGCAUCCGAGAGCGAGGUACGGUUGGAAAGCUCUCCACCCCCUCCCCCCGGUCCACGUUCGGCACGAUCUCAUUCUCUCCCAGCCGGAACGAGCUUCACGCCAUCGAAAACCAGUUGACCUCUCGGGUCUGGGAUUAUAAUUUCUAUUUUAGCGACGGUCAGAGUUGGAGUUUUGCCUCAGAGCAUCGCGGAGCCGACUAGGACAGAAGAUCGCUCGCUGCGUGUGUGUUUUUAUUUUCUCUGUGAAAGAUCUUUGCUCUCUCUCUCUCUCUCUCUCUCUCUCUCUCUCUCUCUCUCUCUCUCUCUCUCGCUCUCUCUCUCUCUUAGCUGCAGCUUUCUAACCCCCUUGGGGAGAGACCCAGAGGGAGAGAGAGAGAGAGAGAGAGAGAGGAGUGGGGGACGGGAGGUCCAUAAUCAAAACAACAUGAAUUGGAUGUAUCCCAGAGUCCGGAGGUGAAUUGGGCGCUAAAGACGGUUGCAUUAAGACACAGAGAGGUUUAUAAGGACGGUGUGAAAUAUAAAAGGGAUAUGGCUAAGAAUUCACCGGACGGGUCCAAGGAAGAUCUGUCGAAGAUAGCGGACGAGGAGCUGGUGAAAUGGGGCAAGCUGGAGCUGGUGAAGCGUCUGCGGCGGACAGAGAGCGAGAGGGUGAGCAUCAUGCUGGAGCACGGGAAUCUGAUGAAGGAGGUGAACCGGCGUCUCCAGCUGCACCUGCAGGAGAUCCGGGGUCUCAAGGACAUCAACCAGCGGCUGCAGGAUGAUAACUCCGAGCUGCGGGAGCUGUGCUGCUUCCUGGACGACGACAGGCAGAAAGGCAAGAAGCUGUGCAGGGAGUGGCAGAGGUUCGGCCGCUUCGCCGCCAGCCUGCUGUGGAGGGAGGUGGGCACCUACCAGCAGAAGCUGGCCGAGCUGGAGCGCAAGCAGGACGCGCUGCUGGGCGAGAACCUGGAGCUGAAGGAGAUCGCGCUGAUGCUGGACGAGGAGCGCAGUGGCGCCGGCAGCCGGAGCUCCAUCGACAGCCAGACCAGCCUGAGUAACCUGAACGGGGGCUCCGGACCCCGGGACGUGGGCGACGGCAGCAGCACCUCCAGCACCGGCAGCGCCGGCAGCCCCGACCACCACCAGCAUCCCAGAGCCGUGGAAAAGGGCGCUCCGCUCAAAAGCUCCAGUGACGAUCUGUCGGGAACCCCUCCUCACCACAGGAGCAUCCCCAACGGGCUGAAUGACCCUGCCUCAGCCUACAUCAGACAACUGGAAAACAAAGUCAAGUUUCUGGAGGAAGAUAAUAAGAUCUUAUCACAGCAGUCAAGUGCCAGUGACCUGAAGGCCAUUCGCAAGGCGUAUCCUGCACCGCACAAGUCUGAGUCUCCACAUUCGUCACCACUACCACCGCCAUUUCAGGAGCCAACACAAAAUGGCCUCCCUUGGCUGGUGACAGGAGUCCCCAACAAUCCAGCGUUGCCACCUGGGUACAUCCCCAGUGCCCAAAAGCCUGAAGCUGUAGUGCAUGCAAUGAAGGUCCUGGAAGUCCAUGACAACCUGGACAGGCAGUUGCCAGAAGAUUGCGAUCAUGACGACUUGAGCGAGAAGGAAAAGGCCAUCGUUCGUGAAAUGUGCAACGUGGUUUGGCGUAAGCUUGGAGAUGCAGCCGGCUCCAACCCCUCCAUCAGACAACAUCUGUCGGGCAAUCAGUUCAAGGGACCUUUGUAGUGCUAUUGUCCACCAGGCCUGGGCUCUCAUGGCCCGUUCCGAGGAUAGAAAGAAGCACUCGAUUGCAUCGGUAUACAUAGAUAAACAAGAACCUCAGAGAAAUCUAAUCCUGGCCUUUUGCUCACCCUCUCCCUCUCUACCAUUCUACACGUGAAGAAGAGCAUCACCAUAUGCAGAAUGUGCUGGAGACUGUACAGAAUGUACUGACCACAAUAUAAGUGUAAAUUACUCACUAGAUGUACAGUAGCUGGCUGUGCACACAACUCUAUUAAGGUGCACUGCAGUCAUAUACAUUGGCCUGUGUGGAGAGAUUUAUCUGAAGGGACUGAGUGGCCUGUAAUCUUGAACAAACUAGCCCCCUCUUUUCCUCCACAGCCUCGUCCACAUCAAUGAUCAUUAUGAGCAGAUUCCAUUGUUUCUUCAUUAAAUUCCUAAGACUGGGCAAUUGCUGGCCAACGUUACAAGCAAGCCGGGGUCCCAGCAAGAUCCAUAGGAGUUGCUCAGCAGGGUCACCUUCCCAUGUACAGAGACACCCAGCCCAUAAAUGCAUUUGCCUCUCAUUGUGCAGAUGUGCAGUUUUGGCCGAGUGCAACUACAGCCAGAUCUGGACUGGUACAACCCUAACGUAUGAGUCCAGACAGAAAGGCCUCUCUUGUUCAAAAGUACGGUCACUGAAGAUAAAGUAUAGUUUUUUUAAGGUAUAGAAUUCUAAAGGGACAGUAUUCUUUUCUCUUGAUGGUGUUUCUUCUUGACGUCAGUUCUGUGUGGACUGUUUUAGGAAAUCUGAUUGCUUUGUCUGCUGUGGAAAAGUACUUGUUGAUCCCCAACCUUGGUGAUGGGGACCACAAUCCAUGUGUUGUUUUUGGAAUGAUGUGGAUGUGAAAUUGAUUUUCGAGUUUUGAAGGAAGACUGGACCAUAACUCUUGGCUCUGUAGAAUCAGUUUGAACCAGGCUUCAAACCCUCAAACCCUCGCCUGCUGUGGCUUCCAAAGCCUAUUCAGAUGGAAUACUGCCUCUUUAAAAGGGGAUGCUGAGUCCCCAACACUGAUACGACCAGGGUCAGGCAAUGCCGUUGCAAGCUGUGGACUUGAAAGUGGCACAGUGCCACAUCACACCAUGCAAGCAUGACUCACUUCAGCUGAAGUGCUGAUGACAGGUGGCUGACAGUGUAAUGUAGAAUUUCCAGGAUUUUCCAAUUCUGUUGGAAAUAAGAAUGCAGAUUGAGGUAAUCUAUAGAUUCAUGAAUGUGGUUGUUUUCAUAACACUGAGAGGAAAGAAUUAUUGACUCCAGGGUAUCUUCAGAUCUAAGAUAUAUAGCAAACCAGUAUCACUACAAGGAAAGUGUCAGAUGGCCCAAUAAUUAAGGUAUCUUUCUUCACUUCCGACCUGUCCCUGUACUCUGUUCUUUACCAUUUUGGUCAAAUUGUCGUCUAAUAACUAAAGUUUGCUAUGUUCUCACUUACAGCCAUAGAAUUGGAGAAAAGUAAGGCACAGAAACAGACCCUGCGACCCAUCUAGUCCAUGCCGAACCAUUUAAACUGCCCACCCCCAUUAACCUGGCCCGGGACUACAGCCCUCCGUACCCCUACCAUCCAUGCCCCUAUUCAAACAUCUCUUAAACAUUGAGAUCGAGCUCGCAUGUACCACUUGUGCUGGCAACUCGUUCCACACUCUCAUGACCCCUCUGAGUGAAGAAGUUUCCCCUCAUGUUCCCCUUAUACUUUUCACCUUUCACCCUUAACCCAUGAACUCUUGUGGUCCCACCCAACCUCAGUGGAAAAAGUCUGAUUGCAUUUAUCCUAUCUAUACCCCUCAACAUUUUGUAUACCUUUAUCAAAUCUCCUGUCAAUCUUCUGUGUUCGACGGAAUAAAGUCUUAACCUAUUCCAUCUUUCGUUAUAUCUCAGGUCCUCCAUGCCUAGCAAUAGUCUUGUAAAUUUUCUCUGUACUCUUUAAACUUUAUCUGCAUCUUUCCUGCAGAUAGUUCCUUAGCAAACAAAAACAUAGUUAUGAGUCCUACAGAUAUAUAUAAAGAAACUGGUGCUGUUUGUCACAAUGUUACAUAGAGUUCAGUAUUUUUGUGUAGUGUGCUGUUAUUUAUAAUAGAAAACUACGCAUUCCAAUAGGACUAUUGAGAUACUUAGAGGUGGUUAGUACAACGUUUUACAGUACAAGUGUGCCAGGUUCAAUUCCCGCCACUGCCUGUAAGGAGUUUGUAUGUUCUCCCCUGAUCAUAUGGGUUUCCUCUGGGUGCACCAGUUUCCUCCCACAGUCCAAAGAUGUACCAGUUGUUAGGUUAGUUGGUCAUUGUAAAUUGUUCUGUGACUAGGCUUGGAUUAAAUGGGGGUUUGCUGGGUGGCACGGCUUGAAGAGAUGGUAAGGACUAUUCCAUGCUGUAUCUCAAUAAUAAUAAUAAAUCACAUGGUAGCCUGUUUUGAUGAUAUGGUUGAAGUAAGAAUGUUCAUUGGGAUUGCUGUCUGCACCAGAGAGUGCCAUGGAAUGAUUAGCAUUCUAUUUAAAACCCCAGUGGGCUCCUCAUUUUAACAUCUCAUCAGAGCAGGUGCACUCUCAGUGCAUUAGCAGACGAUGGUACAGGUGAAGCAUUUGGAACAGCUUCUUACAUUAAUAUAGUGUCUAUAAAAUUAAUCAGCAACAUAUUGACUGAGCCAAAGAAGCUUUUAGGCAAAUUUCCACAGAAAAGGGUAAUUUUUAAAAGAAUAUGGGAAGAGGAGAGUGAAUGGGUUGUAGGGUGUUGGGAUGUGGAAGCAAGGAAAAGGCAGGAGGUACAAGCAGAUCUCACAUAACUGCAGAUUCAACAGUGUUGCUCAGCACCACAUUCUGAAGGGCAGUUAGAGAUGGCAGGAAAAGGCCCUCGCAGUCUAAAUGUGAAUUACUUCCAUGUGUCUCCUCCGGGUGCACUGAUUUCCUCCCACAUUUAAAAGAUGUACUAGUUAGUAAAUUGUCCUGUGAUGAGGCAAGGGUUUGAUAGGCAGGUUGCUGUUCGGUGUGGCUUGUGCAGGAAGGGCCUGUUCUGCUUUGUAUCUCCAAAUAAGUAAACAUGGUGUCUAGAUGUACUGGUGACUUCAUGGAAUGAUGGUGAUCUAAGAUGUAGCUCAUCAAAAUAACAAUGUAAUGGGUGGGGGUUUUCUGUCAAUUUGCUACAGAUCUUCAUCUCUGCCAAAUACCCAUUAUCCAUAGUGUGAGUACAUGAACAAUUGCUUAACAUUUGACUAAUCGUUAUUCCCUCUCCCCCAAACCUCGCUCCAUUACCCUGAUCCCAAGACAUCAUGGGCCAAACCCAAAAUUCAUUCAGUAGACUUGGCUUUUGAUAUUUGUGUUCAAUACAGGCAACACAAAUUGAAUCUAAACCCACAUGUGCCUGAUUUGAUCACGCAGUCAAUUGACUGUCUUUCCCAAGUGAUUUGUGGUCGGGGAGUGUGUUUAUUUUUCUGGUUCAGAUUUGCCCGCAUAGGGAGCCAGUGCAUUUGCAGUGAAAUCUGACCCUGAGAUAAGAAUUUGAAGCAAAUCAGCAGGGAAAUAUACACCUCCACUUGUUCCAUUGUAUAGUUUUGGAGAUCUAUCUUGGAUCAAAAUAAUUCUUUAAAGUGCCAGUCAUCCUUUCCAUAGUACAGUCGGGUGAUAAUGCAGCGUCUUGUGUUCCGUACAGUCAGCAGACGGCUGCAAUGAGAUUAACCUAGCAGAGGUUCCUAACCGUUUUUAUGACAUGGAGCCUGACCUUUCACAGAGAACCUCAGGUUGGGAACCCCUGAUCUAAAGCAUACUGAAAGUAAAUUUGAUGUGAAAUAGGCUAGGGAGCAAAAGAACCCAGAUUAUGAUUUGUAGUCCAUUCACUGUUGGUUAUCAAAGGAGGUAAUCACUUCCUCUUCAAUGUCUGUAUUCUUAGGUUAGGAUGCACUUAUUGUGUGUGAGAGAGCAAGAGAAAGAGAUUGCUACAGUAGAGAGAGAGAGGGAGAGAGAGAUUGCUGCAGUGUAGAAAAAGAUUGCUACAGUAGUCAUCUGUCUGCGUCCUAAAUGAUGAAAAGGAUAGUGCAGUGACACAGCUGUUGGCAUUGCUGCCUCCCAGAUCCUGGGCUUGCUCAUAAUCUUGAGCAAAAUGUACACAAAAUACUGGAGGAACUCAGCAAGUCUGGAAGCGUCUAUGGAGAGGAAUAAACAGUAAACAUUUCGGGCCAAGACCCUUCUUGUUGAGUUCCUCCAGCACUGUGUGUGUGUUUUGCUCAAGAUUUCCAUCAUUCACAGUACCUUUUGUUAUAGUCAUAGAAACAGGCCCUUCAGCCCAUCUAGUCCAUGCUGAACAAUUUAAGUUGCCUAUUCCCACUAACCUGCACCUGGACCAUAUCGCUCCCAGCCUCUACCAUCCACGUACCUAUCCAAACUUCUGUUAAAUGUUGAAAUUGAGCUCACAUGCACAUCUUGUGCUGGCAACUCGUUCCAAACUCUCACUACCCUCUGAGUGAAGAAAUUUCCCCACAUGUUCCCCUUAAACUUUUCACCUUUCACCUUUAACCCAUGACCUCUAGUUGCAGUCCCAACCAACCCCAGUGGAAAAAGCCUGCUGGCAUCUACCCUAUCUAUUCCCCUUACAAUUUACCUCUAUCAAAUCUCCUCUCAGUCUUCUCUGCUCCAAGGAAUAAAGUCCCAACCUAUUCAACCUUUUUGUUUUUGAUCAUGACCUUGCAUACUACUGGGUGGGGUUUCCACACCUCCCUGUGACUAGUUUCCUCCCAUCUGCCAAAGAUGAAAUUGGCUCUGUAAAUUAUCCUUAGCACAGAUAAUUAGUAAAAGAAUCAAAGGAAGGCUGAGACAUUUCAUCAAUUAUCGUGCAGCCAGCAUGCAAAUAAUUUACAGGGCCUCAAGGAGGUAACGAGAGAGGUAAUGGGAAUAACACCAUUGCUGUACUGGGGGAUAGCAUGGAAAUGAUGGGCUGAAUAUGUCAUCGAAAAGAAUUAUGAGUGGUAUCUUCUAGGUCAGAGGGCCAGCACAAGGGGUUUGAAAACAGUGGUUGAAUAUUUACAAAGAUAGAUUCAUAAUACAACUGCCAACACAACACUGAUAGAUUCACAGAGAAUAUGAGGUCGUGAUCAUAUUUUCCUAGGAAGAGAAACCAAUUAGUGUAGAGUGGCAAAGCCAGUAAGUUAGUAGAAGGUGGGAGACUUAACAUGGGGAAUUGUAAUGUCAAAAUUAAAUUUGAGAAUCCAAAUUAUAAAAAUGGUGUGAUCUUAUCUGUUAAUGUAUGCUUAAGGCCUGUUGGUGGGAGGUCAUUACCAAAUGUGUUAUUCCCGGAAAGCCUCCAGUGCUUGCUUUGUCUUGGAUUAGGUCUCUGGUGCGGGCGGAGGGGGAGGGUUACAUCAAGGAGUUCAACCAGCUACAAAAAUCACAGUGGGAAGCAAUCUCCUGGGAUGAUUGAAAUUCUGAAAGAUACAGGGCUCCUGUGUGGGUUCUACAGUGUUUGGUUACAGGCUUGUUCCAGCCAGUUUGUUCUGAAAACAACUUCAUUCACCUGUUUGUCUAAAGCAAAGGAUAAUGAUACUCUAUUUUCAAUCUGAUCUUUAGUUAAACUAGAAUUUUGAUAGUCCAACACUGAUGGCAGCUGCAUAUUUUUGUGCACGAACACUUGUAAAUAUACUGUCCAGAGAUUAUCCAAACCGUAGAGAGUUGAAAGAUUUCUUUUACCUCAGAAUAUAAUAACUAACAAGCUGUACACUGGAAAAUGGGGAUUUCCCCAAUACAAUUUUGUGUUUUGACAGUAUAAUAUUUUAAUAAGACCACAAUAUAAAUUUAUCAUGUUAUAUCAAAUAUAUAUAUCUAUAUAUGAUAAUGUCAGUGUUUUAUUAUUGAUGAACAGUUUCUGCCUCUGUCAAGGAUGGAGAGCCUCAGUCCUAUUCUGUUGAUAAUUGUGAUUUGAUUGUUGCAGUGGGUUUAAUAAUAAGCUCGUGUAAAUGCAAUUAUUUUCUUUUUAAUGCCAAUAUAUUGAUGUAUUCCAAAGCUCUGUCAAUCCUGCCAUCAAAAGGAAAUUAGCUAGAGGAGGAUUUACUCCACUUAUUCUGAAAGAGUAAAAUUUGGUGUGGACAACU